Messenger RNA from Soboliphyme baturini, 1410 nucleotides. Lineage: Eukaryota; Metazoa; Nematoda; Enoplea; Dioctophymatida; Soboliphymatidae. The record is from the annotation of a GenBank genome assembly.
AUGACAAUACGGUUCGAUUUUGCCCAGGAUUUUCACGGCUUCAUUUUUCCACCUCAGCAUGAAGACCAGUGUGGACUUUUGGGAAACGGCAAUCGCACGUUGUUAAUGAACAUUCCGUUUGGAAAAGGCGCAGAGUCGUGUGGAGUGUUCAUGAGUGGGAAAGAUCAGUGGGUGACGAUUAACGUUCGGUACAACACGACAUCGAAGGUUUCGUCACAAGAAUCGUACCUGUUACACUGCGUUGAGGAUAACAGACGACGUGAGUUCGAAAACCUCUCGGGGAGUCAGGUUCACAUCGCUGUGUUGUUAGAUUCGAAGCCAGCAACCGAGGCAACGGUGGGACAGAAGUACGCCCUUCGAGUGCAAGCUCCAUAUGAAUACAGGCUGACGACAUGCAUGGCUCAUAUCGGUGAAAUGAAUAAUGUAUAUGCAAAUGUAUUCGAAGGUAGCUCUGAGACUCCUUCCAACUCGUCACUGGUACGGUUCCAUAAACAAGACGACAGUGACAUCGUCUCUUCAUCGUUCAUGAUGUUCAGAUUUGAAGAGAGUCACCGAUUAUACCUGCAGUGCGCCGUUACGGUCUGCCGCGGUUUGGGCGGCGACCCACAUAAUCGGUCAGUUACACAACAAGUUUUUCAUCCAUUCUCCGGACAGGUCAAUAACAGCGUACUUAUUACGUCCACUUCCGUGCUAGUCAAAGACAUAGCGGAUGGGAAAGCCUUACCGAGCUUCGUACUUUGCGUGGAAAUCUCGAACGUUCGACUGCUUCUCUUGGCAAUGCUGUUGUCUGCAUUGGUAACUUCGGUGAUCGCGCUGGUUCUGUUGACCGUGUAUAAUGUACCAUGGAUGCAACAAAUGGACAGUGGUCAAACAAAAACAGCAUCCAUGUUUGGGACGUCUGGCAUAGGCAGAAGUGAGACGAGAACGACGACCACGACGACGAGAGACACGUCUAACCCAAAGGUCAGUUACAAUCUACCACAGCGACAGGAACUCGCUGUGGCGGGGAAGCUGAGUACUGCCACCAGCCGAGAUAACCGAGUAACGUUGAAUACCAGUGUUCCCAUCUUCGCGCUUGCAGCUGAAGGGAUCAGCUGUGGAAGCCAAUGCCCUUCUGCUACAAGCACCAUCGAUGUCGACAACGACUUGAAGCCGCCGUCUUUCUCACCAACCUUUUACACCUCAGUUCUGGAUAUGUUUUAUGAUGCUUGGAGGGCAUCGAGGAGUUCACGCCUCAAAAAAAACUUUUAUCGUCUGUAUUCGGGGUUAAAUGAGACCCGUCCUUCUGGUUGCCACCAGUGGUCGAUGAUAGAGAAUCCGUACGAAAUACCAAACAGUGUUUUGAAAAUGCUGCGACAAGCCUGUAUCAACGAGGACAAUUGCACUAGCACCGUCUCUGGUGAAACCUGA